CUUUGCUCUGUAGCUCGGCCGGCCCUUAGUAAGUCUUCUCACGUGUCAGUUCGGCGCUAUCGGCGCGAACUUCGCUCAUCAACCAUGCAGCUUGGCAUGAUGAGUCACUCGGCAUCGAGUUAACGUAUUCGACUCUUUCGACCGACCGUAUUUAGUCCACUUCUCCCAUCACCUAGCAGCCUCAGUUAAUCUCAAAUUAUCAACCUCGCAUUGCUUUUCAAGAUUCACACCAACUACUACAAUGUCCGAAGAGGCUUUCAACUUCCCAACUCAUCCAAUUGCCAAUGUCAGGGCGAAACUGAUACCCUUCUCAGUAGACCACCAUGCCGAAGAAUUCUUCAUCCAGACCGCCCCUCACCCCGAACUCUACGCGCACAUGCCCUUUGGCCCCUUCUCCAGCAAAGCUGAGUUCAUCUUUGCCCUGACCACCCAAACCAGAAACUGGUUCACCUACGCCAUAGUCGACAAAACCCGCCCCCCAACAGCCAUAGACAACGAAGGCCAACUCGCGGGCGUCAUCGCCUUCCUGGACACAUCCCCCACCCACCUCUCAACAGAGAUCGGGUUCGUCGUCAUCUUCCCGGCCUUUCAUCGCACUCACGUCACCACCAACGCUGUCGGGCUCAUGUUGCAGUUCGCCUUGGGUGAUGGCGGCAUGGGUCUGCGCAGGGUCCAGUGGAAGGCGAGCGCCGCCAACGCGGCAUCAAUCCGUGUCGCGGAACGCAUGGGGUUCCGUCGCGAGGGUCUGCUCAGGUGGCAUUUUGUCUUGCGCGAUCAGCCGGGUGCGAGGGUAAAAGUUGGGAAUGGGCAGCCGCUGCCGCCGGUAAGUCCCGAGACGCUGGUUGGGAGGGAUACGGUCGUGUUGGGGUUGUGUUGGGAUGAUUGGGAGCAGGCGGCGAGAGAGAUAGUGGAGGCUGCGAUGGCAAGGACUAAGUGAGAGAUGCCGUGGUUGGUGGAAAAUGAAUGGGGGAAUGGGCCCAAAAGUCCAAAGAUGAACCGAAUCGAGACUCUAUCUUGCCAUUCGCAUGUUCCCAUUCGCCUUUUCGGUGACACCCUGCCUUUUCCCGGCGAAGCUCUGCCAAGCCGCUCCUGCCUAAGG
Messenger RNA from Lasiosphaeria miniovina, 1099 nucleotides. RefSeq names its product acetyltransferase. Gene Ontology annotation, molecular function: protein-N-terminal-alanine acetyltransferase activity; protein N-terminal-serine acetyltransferase activity. Bases 242 to 937 code for a protein of 231 amino acids. NCBI's taxonomy places the organism in Eukaryota, Fungi, Ascomycota, Sordariomycetes, Sordariales, Lasiosphaeriaceae. The record is from RefSeq and is a predicted model, not a curated record. The transcript has 2 exons.